This is a messenger RNA of Perognathus longimembris pacificus (Pacific pocket mouse), 1407 nucleotides long. RefSeq names its product enoyl-CoA hydratase, short chain 1 (gene Echs1). Gene Ontology annotation, molecular function: enoyl-CoA hydratase activity. Gene Ontology annotation, cellular component: mitochondrion. The transcript has 8 exons. NCBI's taxonomy places the organism in Eukaryota, Metazoa, Chordata, Mammalia, Rodentia, Heteromyidae. Bases 136 to 1008 code for a protein of 290 amino acids. The record is from RefSeq and is a predicted model, not a curated record. Gene Ontology annotation, biological process: fatty acid beta-oxidation.
CGACCUCGGUCUCGCGAGGCCGUGACGUACGUGGUGCUCGCGAAGCCACGUCCGGGACCUGCUCCCUCCCGUCCCGCUCCCAGGCCGGGUCUCGCGACAGCGCUGGGCGAGGGAGGCGCUAGUUGUCCUCCCGCCAUGGCCGCCGUGCGUGCCCUCCUCCCCGGCGCCCGCAGCCGCUUGUGGUUCCCCUCCCGCUUCCUGGCGCUGCGUCCUUUCGCCUCGAGGGCCAGCUUUGAGUACAUCAUUACAGAAAAAAAGGGGAAAAAUAGCAGUGUCGGGCUGAUCCGGCUCAACCGCCCGAAAGCACUCAACGCACUUUGCAAUGGCCUGAUUGAGGAGCUUAACCAGGCCCUGGAGGCUUUUGAGGAGGAUCCAGAUGUGGGGGCCAUUGUGCUCACUGGCGGGGAUAAGGCAUUUGCUGCUGGAGCUGAUAUCAAGGAAAUGCAGAAUCAGACCUUCCAGGACUGCUACUCCAGCAAAUUCCUGAGCCACUGGGACCAGCUCACCCAUGUGAAGAAGCCAGUCAUUGCUGCUGUCAAUGGUUUUGCUCUCGGUGGGGGCUGUGAGCUCGCAAUGAUGUGUGACAUCAUCUAUGCUGGAGAGAAAGCCCAAUUUGGACAACCAGAAAUCCUGCUGGGAACCAUCCCAGGUGCUGGAGGCACCCAGAGACUCACCCGAGCAGUCGGAAAGUCACUGGCAAUGGAGAUGGUCCUUACUGGUGAUCGGAUCUCAGCCCAGGAUGCAAAGCAAGCAGGUCUGGUCAGCAAGGUUUUUCCUGUCGAAACGCUAGUUGAAGAGGCCAUCCAGUGUGCAGAAAAAAUUGCCAACAAUUCCAAAAUUAUAACAGCCAUGGCCAAAGAAUCUGUGAAUGCAGCUUUUGAAAUGACGCUAACAGAGGGAAACAAGUUGGAGAAGAAACUCUUCUAUUCAACCUUCGCUACUGAUGACCGGCGAGAAGGCAUGGCUGCAUUUGUGGAGAAGAGGAAGGCCAACUUCAAAGACCACUGAGAACCAGAAAGUGCAGCCCACCUGUUGAGAAACAAAUCAUCCUCGUAAAGGGCAGUGAUGGGCUCCCGGCGAUGGCCAUAGGGCUGUGGCCUCUGCUCAAGCUCUUGUGGUAUGACCAGCUGCUUCCAUGGCAGUUGGGAGAGUCAGUGGUGUUGGGUCUGAUCAGAGUACAUUCUUCCAAAUCAUAUCCACUGAGGAGCCUUCAAAGUUUUCACUUUUUAAGAGACCGAUGUUUGCAACAGUGGUCUCUCAUGUGCACUUGUGUUGGGUGGAAAGCAGUGUGUGCCCCAUCUGCAGCUGUACAGCUGAGAGUGUGACUGCUCAAGGGAGGUGCUCCUGUCGGCUGAUUUUGAACGAGAUUAUCUGAUUAAAGUGACUGCUUCAAAUCAAUACAACUUA